Passer montanus (Eurasian tree sparrow) is the source of this 10569-nucleotide messenger RNA. RefSeq names its product Rho GTPase activating protein 1 (gene ARHGAP1). Lineage: Eukaryota; Metazoa; Chordata; Aves; Passeriformes; Passeridae. Gene Ontology annotation, biological process: small GTPase-mediated signal transduction; negative regulation of endocytic recycling. Bases 1415 to 2758 code for a protein of 447 amino acids. The transcript is spliced from 14 exons. The record is from RefSeq and is a predicted model, not a curated record. Gene Ontology annotation, cellular component: cytoplasm. Gene Ontology annotation, molecular function: GTPase activator activity.
UGUCUAUGUCAUGAUCUUUCAUAUUUUGGGAAUCAUUGCAUUUAUAAACAAUAGCUUCCAGUCCUUUGGGAGCCCCAGAGAGGUGAAAACUGGUUGUGAACUGGUGAAUAGCAGAUAAGGGAGGACAGGAGGUAAAUACUACACUUGGAAUGUUCCAGAGGGAGAAGAGCACCACUGAAUGUCCAUUUUCCUGUGCUCUCAAAAUGCAUCCCCAGGCUUGGUGGCAAGUAUAGGCCUGAGCAUGGACGUGACACUUUCCAGAGCUCAAUCUCUCACAGGUUUUGUCCUCUGUGCUCAGUCUGAGUAACUGUUUCAUUGUUUUCUCUGGAUGAAUAUACACAUUCAAGCUCUAGGGAUGGAAGAUGCAAAACAUUGUUGCUCCCUCUCCGUUCUGCUACAGGAAAUAGCUUUACUGUGAAUAUACUUUUCACACUAAGGUGUUGUGCCUCCUCAGAUCAUCUUUGAACCCUUUGCUCUCCUCAUAAAGCAAAAUAAGCAUCACUGUGAAACAAUGCUAUUGAGACUUGCUGAUGCAAGGUGUCACUUGAUUUUUUACAGUUCCUCUUGGCUUGCUGCCUGCUGACCUCUGAAUUACUGUCCACGUGGUCUGUGUGAGCAGGCCAGAUCUACACAGUUGUCCUUUUUAAUGUUUCCUUGCUUACUUCCAGGAGACUGAAUUCAGAGGAUAACAGCUGCUUCCCAAGGAUUGUCCCUAAGAGUUGGUACUCUUUGGAGGUCCUGUAUGCUGUGCUAGCUCAGUCCCAGCUUUAAUGUAUCUUCUGCUUCAGAUGAAAAUGAGAAAUAUUUGCAAACAACAGAAAUGCACUGAGCUGUCUGUUUCUUGGACCCUCUUAAUUCUUUGGUGUGCUUAUUACAUGCUUGGUGAAAAAUACUCAUUCAGGCAGUAUGGCUUUAAAUGAAAGAGGUGAUUCCUUGCUGCUAGCUAUUGUGUAGAAGAUAGGAUUUACUGGGUGAUGCUGAAAGGAGAUGAUGAUUGUGUGUGCAUUGUUCUCCCUGUUUUAAUGGCUCCGCCUAAAAAAUUCCUGUUUUAAGGAGCUGCUCACUUCUCUGUUCAGAUCGAAGCACACUGAAGCACCCACUUCAGUGUUGUUGAGAGCUCUGGUUCUCCAUUGUGGGGGGAAGGGGGGGUGAUUCUUGGGAAAGCUUCCAGCACUGGGCCAACUGUGGAAAGAGCCGGGCUUUGUGCCAGCCGUGCGGAGGGAGGGGGAGCUCGGAGCCCUACAGGGAGUGUAUCAGGCAGGGGCUGGUGCAGCCUGUCGCCUUCUGCCGAGUCCUGGUGCUGCUUCUGUUUCAGGAGAGAAAAACUAUUCUGCCCAGAGCUGUGGUCAAGCAGAGACCCCUUGAGAGGUCUGUGUUGUAGACACAGCGAAACAAACUGCGGUAUUUGGAGACCAUGGCUACAGACCCACUCUCGGAGCUUCAGGAUGACCUGAACUUGGAUGAUACCAACCAGUCCCUCAGCCAGCUCAAACUGACCUCCAUAGAUGAUAAGAACUGGCCAUCAGAUGAAGUCCCCGCUUUUCCCAAAUCAGAUGACUCCAAAGGCUCCCCUGAGCCUGUCACUCACCUGCAGUGGGAUGAUCCCUACUAUGAUAUCGCCAGGCACCACAUUGUGGAAGUAGCAGACCAGGGUGCACUUGAUGGGGCCCAACCAGGUGAUGACAAAUAUGGAAGAAAAGUAAUUUUGUUCAGUGCCUGCCGGAUGCCUCCAAGUCAUCAAUUAGAUCACGUGAAACUGCUGGGGUACCUGAAAUUCACACUGGACCAGUAUGUGGAGAGUGACUACACUCUGGUGUACCUGCACCAUGGCCUGACCAGUGAGAACAAGCCAUCCCUGAGCUGGUUGCGGGAUGCCUACAGGGAAUUUGAUCGCAAGUACAAGAAGAACAUCAAAGCCUUGUAUAUUGUGCACCCAACCAUGUUCAUCAAGACCCUCCUGAUACUCUUCAAGCCUCUGAUCAGCUUUAAAUUUGGACGAAAGAUUUUUUAUGUGAAUUACCUUAGUGAGCUGGAGGAGUAUGUGAAGCUGGAACAGUUGGGGAUCCCAAGCCAAGUACUGAAGUAUGAUGAAUACCUGAGAUCCCUGCAGAAACCUUCGCAAGUGCCCCAGAAGCCAACACCCCCACGCCCACCACUGCCACACCAGCAGUUUGGAGUCUCCCUACAGCAUCUCAGGGAGAAGAGCCCUGAUCAGUCUCCUGUUCCUCUGGUGGUCAGAGACACCAUUGCUCACUUGCGGGAGCAUGCUCUUAAUACAGAGGGCAUUUUCCGGAGAUCAGCAAAUACACAGGUUGUCAGAGAGGUCCAGCAAAAAUACAAUAUGGGUGUACCUGUAGAUUUCCAGGAGUAUGAAGAUGUCCACCUCCCUGCUGUGAUUCUCAAGACCUUCUUGAGGGAGCUACCUGAGCCACUCCUCACUUUUGGCCUCUACAGCCAUGUUGUCAGCUUCCAGAGUGUGGAGGAGGUGAAACGUGUGGAAGUUGUUCGCAAAGCACUCCAGGAUUUGCCGGAAGAAAACUACCAAGUGCUCCGUUUACUGACAGCCUUUCUGGUGCAGGUCUCUGCUCACAGCGACAGAAACAAGAUGACAAACACCAACCUGGCAGUUGUGUUUGGCCCAAAUCUGCUCUGGGCCAAAGAUGUGGCCAUCACUCUAAAAGCCAUCAAUCCCAUCAAUACCUUUACCAAAUUCCUGCUGGACCACCAGAAGGAGCUGUUUGAGGCUGCGGAGGCCUGAAUCCAGGCCAGCCCACACCUGCACACUGUGCCCACCUUCCCCCUUCUUUGUCUUGGAGCUGUGACCAAGCUGUCUCCAGUACAAAGGGACCACUGAUCUUCUGGGUGAUGAGCAGAGUGAGGGCUGUGGAGAUGAUGGUGAAAGUGUGCAAGUAAGUGAGCAGGAGACCUGCAGCUCUGGAUGGGCAGGGGAGCUGGUCUCCCAGCUGCUGAGACUGGAGUCCUAACCCACCUGCGCAGCUCCUCCAGGGCUCAUCACCAGUCUUCUGCCCUCUCAGAUGAUCUGCCUUCUUUUCCUCCUUCCCUUAUGUGCAGUUUUUCUGCCCUCCUGGUCCCUUCCUCAGCACAGAUCUUUUUGUUCAAGCUCCCAAUAGCCCCAGCUCACCCCUCCUUGCCUCAGCUGGGCUGUUUGGGUUAGGGUGGGCUUGCUGGGUUUUAUGAUGAAGACAUUCUUACUGUGAGUGCCAUUUCUCAGCACUGAGCAUGCGUGCUGCCUUUCCCCAGGGACACUAAAGCAGGGAAGGGAGCAGCAGGAGCCCUUGUGCUUCAGGUAGCAGCAUGUCCUGCACUUGCAAACACCACUCUAGACCCCCUGCUUUUGACAGGCAGGUGAAGGACAGGCUCAUGUCAAUGGGCUGUGUUACCUGUCAGACUCCAAAGCAAUGAAGGUGAGUUUAGCCCAAAGCCCAGCUCCUCUGGGGUCACCCACUCCAGAUACUAUUCAGCAUUUGCUGGACUGCAGUGGGUGACUUGCCUCUGUAGUUAUCCAGCUCAGGUGUGUUUGUCCCUCCAGCAGCACUUCCAGCCUGGCUGGGAAGGUUCAUGCCAGGCUUGGCUGUGCAUGCAGGCCAGCUGUGACCCUUUGACAGCUGGUGAGUCUGAAUGGCAGGAGCAAGUACCCUGGUGGCACUGAGCUGCUGAACACCAUGAGGAUCACCAUCUGUCCUGGCAGCAGCACAAGGCCUCCUCUUCUGGCACAUGUACCUGUGUUGACUGGCACAGGCUGCCUUGACUAGUUAGUUGUCUUUUUGAGCACAAUGUUCCCCAGCACAGUAACAGAGAGCAUGGCCUUGUUGGAAAGUCUGGGGACUGGGGCUAACCCUCACCAUGGAGUGUACCAGGCCUGGAUUACAAAUUUCUGCCCAGGUGCUGAGCACUUGUGCCAAAGCUGUGAGGGAACAGCUAUUCCAUGCCAAGGGCCUUUGCUGUGUCUCCUCCUGGGUUCAUACUUUCCACCCUGGCAUCUGGUCAGAGGCAUCCUGUAUGCCCUGGGCACAGCUGGAGACAUCAUGUUAUCUGCAAGGCAGGCUCAGAGUGGGGUGGUCCUGGCACCUCCCUGGGGCAGCUAUGAUACUGGCACAGCAUCUCUGUUGGGUUUGCAUUGCCUCAUUCCCAUUGCCUGAGCUAAAAGAGAUCCUUCUCCUCAGCCUGGGCCUGUCUGGGUUUUAGGAGGGAGCUUCUAGCCUUACUUCACUGGUGUGAUUUACCUUUGUAUCUUGUGCCCUGUGUGCCUGGGCCAGACCUCUCUGCUGCAUCUGGCUUCAGGGACAAAUCUUUAGGACCAAGCAGAACUGUUUUUUUAAAGCUACUGGAUGCUAAAGAGAAUUUGCUUUUUCAUAAUAUUUUAGCCUGCCUUUAAACACUGACCAAGGGUCGGUGCCCCUGGUGUAGUCAAAGUAAGUGGCAUCUGCUGCAGGAAUUAAGGAGAUUGCUCUUUUUGCUAAACUCUGGAAUGGGGAUGGGUGCAAACGUAGGCAGCUCUGCAAGGCAGCGCAGGUCCAGGCAGCUGCCUUGGAGGAGGCACACCAACGUGUGGGUGGGAACAGUGCACAGGAAAGUGAACAUUACUAAGACUUGAAGCAAGAGAGGUUCUAAGAUAGGACUGGAUCUGAUCCUUUCUAGAUACCAGGAGACUUUGCCCUGUGGAGGCUACCAGGCUGCUGACUUCUUCAAGUCUCCCUCUUCCAAGUGUAGGAACUUUCUCUGUUUGGCCAGGAUGUGAAUUGUCUCAUCCUGAACAAUUCACAGCAGUAGCUAAGUAAAUGUUUUGGAGGGAGAGAUAAUCUGCUCCUAAUGCACUUGUGAUCUCUCCUAGAGUGAGUUAGCAGGUCUCAUGUGCUGUGGAGGAGUAAUCUGGGGUGGACUAGUGUGGAGAGAGGUGUACCUCCCCCAGUGUUUAAGGGGCAAGGCCGUGGAGGCUGAGGGAGCCCAGUGCAGCCCCUCUUUCCCUGCAAGCAUCCUGCUCUGUGGAGGCUUUGGUAGGGGGAGAAGGAGACUUGGUGCUCUGACUGUAUCUGCAGCUGACACUGGCGUCACCUUCAUCUCUGUAGAGGAGAGGCAAGCCCAGUUAACUUCUGGGACAAAUGCCCAAGCUCAGCAGCCUGGAAUCCAAGUGCCUGUGUGCAUGAGGCCUGGCCCUGUGCACACUCUGGGGAAGGUGGUGUGUUCUGGCCUUGCAGAGCAGCAAGGACUGUUCCCUGCCCAGUAGCCAGAGGAGCAGUGCUGGAGUAGCUCCUGUCCAUGGGGAAAGUGGAGGGAAUACUGCAAGCAUCUGAGUUCUGGCUGAACUUUGGUGGUUUAUUUUAGGGGUUUUUUGGGAUUUAGUUUGGGUUUUGGUUUGUUUUUUUUUUAGCGAAUUCUUGAAAUGACGUUUCCUUUUUUAGCAAAAUAGAGGCUGGUUCAUCCCCUGCUGGCAGGGAUAAAAGCCUGCUCCAGUUCAGUGCUUGCAGGGAGCAGAUUCGGAGAGUGUUCAGGGAACUACUACUGCUCAUAGUGGGAAAGUGCUUGCAAAUCCUGGAAGGGACCCACUGUAAAUAUCCCCUUGCCUCUGCUGCUCCUUGUGCUGCUGAGGGCCCUGGAGCAGGCACAGUAACCAGGGUUGCUUUUGCAGUCUGUUCUCCUGAAUGCCUUGUAUUGAAAUAUUCCUCCUGUGAAAGAACUGGCCCGGGCCUGCCUGCAGCCUGUGUCAGGUGGGUGGUUACCAGAGCCUGCUCCUGCCAAAGCCAGGGGGUUAAAUUCCCUCCUCAUAUGGGCAAGGUGCUGGCUGGGCUGGGUUUCUCUGCCUUGUAUAGGUCAGGGGUGGUAUACAGUUAAGGUGCUGGUUUGUGUUGAUUUUCUCCUUGCUAUAGAGCUGCCCAAGGGUCUCUUCCCUGGCUUACCUGUCAGGUUAGCUAUUAGCCAUUUCUUCCUGUGGGGGUACUUGUUCUGCAUCAACCUCCUGCUUUUAGCACCUAGAACAUUCCCCUCUGCUAAGCCUCCUGCUGUCUUAAUGGCCUCUGAUCACUCCCUGGCCCAAGCUGUGAACUGACACCAGAGCUUCUGGGUGAUGCAGGGGGUCUGGGGCCAUCCAGAUGCCUUGUGUGCUGACAUGAGAGAGCUGAGGGCCAGUUUGGUCCCAACUUCCUUUUUUAUGUACAGGGGCUCCUGUGCAAAAAUUUCGGCUUUGCUUUUGUUGCUGGUGUUCCCUGCCUUCUUCUUUGUUGAUGUUCAUCAGGUGCAGGCCUGAGUUUUCACAGUUCACACUGUUUAUUUUUUUUUAAUCUGCACCAAUCUUGUAUUUCACAGUUUGCACUUUUUGUAUUUCAAUAAAAAUCAAAAUGUAAUCUCAGAUCCAGACAUGUUUGUCAAGUGGCAGCAGCAGUGACACAUCUACAAGAAACAAGUAGGGCUGUCUAUGCUGCCAGCCACAUCCAUGCUGCAAGGAAGGAAAGAAAGUAUGAAAUGCCUCCUAUGUGAGUAACUGAACAAAUACUAGGUUACAGGAGCCUUGGCUGGAAACAGAAGUAAAACAAAAAUUAAGUAGUAUAGGUUUGGCUCUUCUGAAGAGGGCUGUUCUUCCAUGUUAACAUCUUCCUGUCAUGAUGAGCAGUCUGCCUAGGAUUUCCAAGGGUGCCAAGUGGGAGUCACUUUAGGAUUAGCUGGCUAAGUUUAUCCUGGGACUAGGUGAUGCACGCAGCAGAAGCCUGCACCUUCUCCUUUCAAUGUAUGUGGAUUGCUAACUUGAUGAACAGUAGUCUGGUUAAGACCACCACACUCCCCUUGAUCCAUAUUCAGUUCACUACUUUUUCCUAAAGACUGUUACAUUGUAACAUUGUAACAUUGUUACAGCAAUUUGCCUGUUACAUCAGUAAGCUUUUUGGCUAGGAUGCAAUAAUUAGGAGUAGAAUAGAGAGUGCUGGGGCUAAAACCAUCAGCACUGGGCAGUAGCCUGACUGCUGGGAUGUCAGGGUGAUGUGUUGAUGCUGAUGUCUAAACUGUGCUGCCAUCAGUUUUUACUGUACCAGUUAAGGGCUUCCCAGUGUUGCCAGUUCCCCUUCUGCACGUUGACAUGGCCUCUGUAAUGGGGUCAGUGUGGUUAACAUGCCAACUGUACAGCAAGAUCUCAAACUUCUCAGUGCAGCAGCUGGUCCUGGCUCUGGGCUUUGUCACAGUGACCUGCCUGGCAUUGUGCUGUAGCAACAUCAGCUCAGAGGAGCUGGAGAGCAGGUGCAUCUGUCCCUGACAGGGAGCUGGCACUGGCAGAACUUACGGUAAGUGCAACCAUGGGCAGUACUGAACGCAGUGUGAGCACCAUUGCAACCGGACACGUGCUCAUGAGUAGCUGCGCCCUGACUUUAUGGACACUGUUCUGAGAACAUUUUUUAUAAAUACAUAAAGUAGGCUCACAAAGUGAUGGUAUUUAUUGUUCAUGACCUUGGUGGUUAAUCAUACUUAUGUGAUUGUUUACUUUCUUGCUUAUUUCCUGAUGUUUUUUCCAAUCUCUUGUCUUCCUGGUGACAUGGUGUAAAUAAUGAAAGCCCUGUAGUAAGCCCCAGAUCCUACAGGAUGGUUUCUGUUGGCAGGAUGGCAGAGUUUUGACACUGCACCAUGUCUUUUUUAAGUUCAUGAAGUGACACUCAUAAAUACACACAUAUACAUGUAUAUAAUCUAGACAGCUUGGUAUCUGUAAGAUUCCAGCAGUAUGCUCAGUUUACUGUGUUACCUUCUGAAGAUGUGAUUAAGAAAAGAUUGCUUUUAUUAGUUACCCUUGUAUUCCAGGCUGGAAUAUUCCCUUCAUAGAAGCUUCUAAUACACAGAGUAAUUUUUCUUUUUUUUCCCCCAUUUCUGUCAUUUUUUUCACUUUAUCUUUUUUAUAAUAACUAGACACCCUUUUACACUGAAGCUUAAAUCAGCAGUUGUUAUUAGUACAUGGAUUUUUAUAAUCUUGUCUUUCCUUUAAAGAGAAGGUGUUGGUACCACACCUGGCAUUAUGUGUUAACUUUUACCAAUACUAGAAUAUAGCUGUUAAGUUUGGGUAUUCUUUCCAUAUUUUAUUAGUCUCUGCUAUCUUUCCUGUCAACUCAAAACAUUCUUAUACUUCUUUAAGUGUGUAGUAGCAACUAUGUACAAUGCAAAUUCUGUGGGUGUAUUUUCCCCUUUUUCCUACCCCUUUCCUCCGAAGACGAAUUAAUAUUUCAGUUUCCCAAUUCACUGGUGAGGUUUCCAGGGUCAAACACUUCCUCCCACCUCCAGGCACCUGUUCUGUCUGUCCCUCUUUUCCUUCCAGUAGGUUGAUCUCAGUAAGAUCCCACUGACCUCUCCAACUAUUAUGCACCAAUCCAUUUUGCCCUCUCUGAUGGAGGCAGCAACUUGCUCUGUCCUGCAUUCACUGACAGGCCACUGACCGUCCUGUUUACUGGACAAAAACAAGCAUGAGCCUGAAAAUGUCCCAGACCUGUUGCUACACAGAAAAAUGCAGAGAGUGUUGCUUACACAAAAGUUUUAUUGGAAAUUCUUUGAAUAUUUGAAGUACACCGGAGACUUUCCAAAACAAUACACUUGAGGAACCUUCCCCUCCACCCAAAGUAUCUGUAAAUCAGCAGCUACAUAGAUACUGUCCUUAAUAUUGAGCUGAGCAGAGAGCUGCUAAAAUAAACAGCCUUCAUAACACAAUCUGUGGCAGGCCAUAGAAGAAGCUAAGUCUUUACUGAAGCAGAGCAUUUGUGCAAUGGUCAGGGAACUCAGAGCCCAGAUGUAGCAACUGUGUUUUGAAAGUGAGGACUGUCUAGAGAAGAGGCAGGUAACUCAACCCUGGAGAAUCUCUUAUUGCUGUGGCCAUCCAGCUCAACACUAGCAGCUUAUAUAGGCAAUUUUCCAGCCUUCUGAAGAGAAGAAAACGUGCCACAGUGACAUUUUGCCUUAUGAGACGUGAGAGCUGUAGCCACGUUAGCAACUCCAUCAAUAAAGGAGCACAAGUACAAGCCCUGACCUCCUGGGUGGGAUUAACAAGAAUGGCAGUGCUUCCUGCCAGCUCCACAGCUUGUCAGCAGAAGAGCACAGCAGGAGUGCUGGCUAGGUGAAGUUUAACCUCAGCUAUUCUCUAUUCAUACGGCGUGAACCAGCCCCUUGCCUCACCUCUGCUGCUCUGCAGCCCACAUCGUAUCACUUUAGACAACCACCUGUCUAUGAGCUACUUCCUACAAAGUGGCUAACCAAUUUCCUGAGUACAGGUGACAGGCAGUUGAUCCAUUAAUUCCUUGUGUUCCAGCACCCUUCUGCAACCCUUUCCACCUGUAAAACAAGGUGGCCCGUGGAUGGGUAUCAUGUAUUUGUUACAGCCCAUGUAACUGAAGUCCUGUUACAAACUGUUUGAUCUUGGAACCUUUCUUAAAUGUCUGUGCAUCUUACUUUGCAUGGACAAAGCAAUUUCCAUGUGAGGUUGCUAAGAAGUUGAAUCAGUUGAGUAAAAUAAAAACGUUCUGGUGGGUAAUUUUCCUUCAAUGAAGCUCUUAUCUGGAGUUUUAGGACUUAGAAGUCUUCCCACCAAACAUAUCUCCCAACAAAAAUUCCCAUAAAGUUCAAAGCAUUGCUGUGCUCUGGCCUUAUAGUGAGCUCUGCUCUGAAUUUGGCUCCUUGCUCCAGCAGUGGCACAGAAAUAGUGUUCCAGACUGGAGCUGGGGUUCCCCCAUCAGCUGCAGGCAAUCUCUUCCAAUGAAGAAUGCAGCUAAGCUGAAGAAGCUGCCACACUGCACCAACUAGAAGGCUGGUUAUUCAGCCCACUCUGAGGAAAUGAAGAUGGUUUCUCAGUACUCAAGCAACAUAACUCCACUUAAAAGAAACAAGGGGGAAAAGAAGUGGUUUUGGACAGUUAGGGGUCUUGCAGUUGCUCACUCUAGUUACAUGGGGCAGGAGGAGAGAGAACCACAAGGAAACUCACCUUAUCCAAGUUUCUGUUUAGUGUCACUGUUUCUCCUCCCAUCCUUACAUGAGGCAGAAGACAUGCAACAGCCAAAUCACCCACUGAGCAAUUCCAGCCAGUCACACUGUCAGUGGCUGGAUUAUUACAAAAAUAAAAUUUCAGCUACUAAAAAGCCAGCUGAUUAAAAAGUACCAUAAGCUUCCCAAAAAAAUGUGCUUCUUUAAAGAAGCUGCCUUCUGAAUGGCCAAAGAACACUACAAAUUCAUCCAUACCUAUCAGAAAACAGCUUUUUACCAAGUCCCUGCCACUCCAUUCCACUGAUGUGUGCAUUUCAUUCUAUCAGUGAGCCCUGACUGGAUGUAAUGGACACAUAGUCCCCAAAACAGAGUAUAAUAUUAAUUAAGUCUGUCUUAGAAAAUAAAUAUCUUGGAUAUUUUCCUGCAAAGAGAGACUAGCCUCACUGGCUAGGGUUCCAUGGCACGCUUGCUCUCUGCAGUGAUCAGGACAGAAUGACCCGCACUAUAACAUGAAAACAGAACAUCUUUUAAAUAUAGGUUUCUUUAAAAGCAAUAAAUAUUUUUUAAUUAUUAAGAUCAUCUAUUAACCAUAAAGCAGGAAGGCUUGCAAGGAUUAGA